Molecule: messenger RNA, 729 nt
Organism: Oryza brachyantha (malo sina)
Lineage: Eukaryota; Viridiplantae; Streptophyta; Magnoliopsida; Poales; Poaceae
Product: tetraspanin-3-like
Exons: 2
Coding region: 1-729 (242 amino acids)
Biological process (GO): auxin-activated signaling pathway
Cellular component (GO): plasma membrane; plasmodesma
Source: RefSeq, a predicted model, not a curated record
AUGGUCAUAAUGAUCGUCGGCGGCAUCAAGGCCCCCAAAGUUUGCAACAGCGGCAUCCUUUUGUGGCCCAUGAUCGCGAUCGGCCUCUUCCUGGUGGUCACCUGCAUGUUUGGCUGCUGCGGCGUCAGCGAGGAUGGGAUAUUCAUCUGCUUCCUUGCCGGCGUCCUCAUCGCGAUGCUGUCCCUCGUCGUCUUCGUGCUCUUCGCCUUCAUCGCCGUUGGAGGCAUCGACGCCGGCCAAGUGAAGCUCCAGGAGUACAAACUCGAGGACUACAGAGGGUGGCUCAGGGGUCGUGUGGCCGAUCCUCAUUACUGGGCGACAACCGUUGCGUGCCUCCGUCGUAGGGACGUCUGCGAGCUAUCCUCCGACCCAAAUUUGGCGGAGAAAUACAACAAUGACAACUACGUAAUCUCGCCUAUCGAGUAUGGAUGCUGCAAGCCACCGUCAUCGUGUGCAUUCACAUACAUGAAUGACACGACGUGGGCACCCAAAACAGGGGACGCUGACCUAGGAGCUAAAGUCGUCGACUGCAGCAGGUGGAGCAACGACCCACAAAAGCUUUGCUUCGAGUGCGACUCCUGCAAGGCUGGCUUCCUCGACGACACCAGGAAGAAAUGGACUAAAGCUGCCCCAGCUCCCCUUGGCGCCUUGGUCGUGCUCGUUGUUUUCUUAGGACCGUGCAUUAUUGGUUGUGCCAUUUUGCUGUGUAAUCUAAAGAGGGCUGCAUGA